Rhagoletis pomonella (apple maggot) is the source of this 1306-nucleotide messenger RNA. RefSeq lists its product as uncharacterized. The transcript has 2 exons. Lineage: Eukaryota; Metazoa; Arthropoda; Insecta; Diptera; Tephritidae. The record is from RefSeq and is a predicted model, not a curated record. Bases 164 to 823 code for a protein of 219 amino acids. Gene Ontology annotation, molecular function: zinc ion binding; nucleic acid binding.
CUCCAUUAGUUCAGCAAUUUAUGAAACCCAGCUAUAAAGACGUUAAGCAUUUGGUUCCGUUAUUCAGCGGUUCUGACGACUACGACGCCGAGAAGUGGCUUGGAGAUUUUGAACGAGCGUGUGACACGAUUAAUGCUCAUCAUCUGAAUUCUUCCGUCAAUUCAUGAAAAGUGACUCAGAAGCCGAAUUAUUUUUACGCACCGAUUGUUCAGCAACAUAUUCAGAAAUUCGAGCAAAUUUUUUAGCGAAUUUUGGUCACAUAUAUUCCGUCAGUGAGGUUAUUGACAAAUUACGAAAAACCAUAUUCCAAUCAGCAAAAACAAGUGUGAUGGGUUAUAUUUUAAAAAUGCAAGAAAUUGCAUCAAGAGCUCAUAUUGAAGAAGAGCAAACCGUUCAGUUCAUUAUUGCUGGGUUCCAAGAUACCUCGCCACACAUUGCCGUUCUGUAUCUAGCUACAACCAUUAUUCGUUUGAAAAAAUUGUCGCAUAGGUAUGCACAAUUGCAUGAAGUGUCACGUUCACAACUUCAGAUUUUUUCUCAACCGCCCCCUAGUGCUCGACCAAAAUCGAAAUCAUUUUAUUUAUUUUCCGAAUCCAACAUUCAAUGCACCAAUUGUUCGGGCUAUGGCCACCGUUCUGCGGCCUGUUCAGCCACUAAGCGAGAGAAAGGUUCCUGCUUUCGAUGUGGAUCAACUCAGCAUCAACUUAAAAAUUUCCCGAAGCCGAGACCACCACUGACAAGCAAUCAAGUUGCUUUAAUUGAUGAUGUUGGAGAAUCGUGUAUAGCUCUUGAAGAGCUUAAUAAGGUAGUCCAAUUAGUUUGAUGAAGCAUUCAGCGGUCCCAAGGCAACUAAUGCGAAGGGACAUGAAAUAUUCUGGAUAUGAGGGGCUCGGACGAUUUAAAAUUUGCACGUAUGGUGUAAUUUUGGUUAAAGUUCAGUUUAAAAAUGUUACUAAAGAAAUAAAAAUGUAUAUUAUUCCGGACAAUUUGAUGUCAUAUUCAGUUUUGUUGGGCCGUAAUUUCAUGCGUAUGUUUGGAAUACGUUUAAUGAUUGCAGCAGAAAAUUUAAUACCUAAACCAAAGGUAGAGAUUAAAUAUAAACCCGAGCGGGAUGAAAUAAGAAUUUCGGAACAAGCCUUGCAUUGUGUGUACAGUUCUUUUAGUGAUGGGAAUUUUGACUAUUCUGAAUGCGAAUUGUGUGGAUGUAUACCGAGUGCGUGCAUUGUUGACUGUGAUUUCGUGGCUUCAGUAGGAUUGGAGAAUUUCGGCAGACUUGAUAACAAUAUCGAUCGUAUGGCUUCUGAUA